AUGCGCAAUCUCCUCAUCCAGAUGCACGCGCGGUGUGGUAAUCUCGGCGUGGCUCGGCAGAUCUUCACCGACACGGCCGCCAAGGACCGAUUCUCCUGGAAUUUCAUCAUCGCAGCCUAUGCCAAUGCCGGGCAUCUCCAGGAAGCGCAGGAUUUGCUCGAUUCCAUGCCGCAUUGGGAUAUGAUCGCGAGCACGAUCAUGCUCGCUGCGUAUGCCAAGCGUGGCCGUCUCGGUCGAGCGAGAAAGGCUUUCGAUGCGAUGCCGGUGCACGACCAGAUCACAUGGAAUGUGAUGGUCUCGGCGUAUUCCCAGGCCGGGGAGAUUCAAGAAUCCAGGGAUUUCUUCCGGAGGAUGCCGUCGCGGACGCUCGUCUCGUGGACGAGCAUGCUGUGCGCGUGCUCGCAGGUCGGGGAGCUCCAAGAAUCGAUGGCUCUCUUCCAGGGCAUGCCGAUGAGAGACCUCAUCGCGUGGAAUGCGAUGCUAGCCGCGUUCUCGGCCGCUGGAAAUCUCCAAGAAUCAAAGAUGAUCUUCGACGCCAUGCCGGAGUGGGAUCUGGCGUCCUGGACGGCGCUCCUCUCGGCCCUCUCCCAGGGAAAUCACCGCCUCGACGAAGCGGAAGCUAUCUUCUCCUCGAUGCCGCUCCACGACUCCAUCGCCCGGGCCGCCAUGAUCGACGCCUACGCGCUGAGCGACCGCCUGGAUCUCGCGCAGGGAUUCUUCGAGCGAAUGCCGGAGAAAGAUCUCGUCUCCUCCGCUGCUCUCCUCGCCGCCUACGCGCUCCACUCCAGAUUCCAAGACUCGAUCGCGAUCUUCGAGAGCAUGCCGGAGUGCGAUCUCGUCACUUGGGCCACUACGAUCACGUCGUUUGGUAGAAUCGGCGACGUAUCAUCCGCCAAGAAGCUCUUCGAUCGCAUGCCAGAGAGAGACCAGGUAUCGUGGAACACAAUGCUUAGCGCAUAUGCCCAUAAUGGGCAUUUGGAGCUCGCCAAUUGCUUGUUCCAGGGAAUGCCCCAGCACGACCGGAUCACUCUAACGGAGGUACUCUACGCGUACGGAAGUGGUGGCCACGUCGACGAAGCCAUGCGCUUGUUCUCCUUGAUGCCGUACGUGGACACAGUGGCCUGGAACAUCAUUCUCAUAGCGCAUGCCCACCACGGGCAUCCUUCGCGCGUGGAGGAGCUCUUCUAUCAGAUGCCCGAGUGGAAUAGCUUCUCGUGGAACGUCAUGCUCUCUACGUACGCUCACAAAGGAUGUUUCGAGCGAGCGUUGGGGGUCUUCGAGACGAUGCCGGAGAAGAAUCUGGUGUCUUGGAACUGCAUGUUUUCGGGAUUUGCGAGCAGCGGGCAUUUUGAUGAAGCGCUGGAGGUUCUAGGGGCGAUGUUACUGGAAGCUGUGGAGCCGGACGAGAUCACGUUUACGAGCGUGGUUCUUGGGUGCAGUCACGUAGGUGAUGCGGAGGUGGCGAGGGAUUUUUUCCGGGGCAUGAAGCUGGAUCACGGGCUGGAUCCCACGAAGCAGCAGUACGGUUGCAUGGUCAACUUGCUUGGCCGUGCGGGGUACGUUGGCUAUGCGGAAGAUCUCGUCAGAAACAUGCCUUAUGUUCCUGAUGGACGAGAGUGGGCUUGCUUGCUUGGGUCGGUGCAAACAAGUGAGAAGAAAGGUUUGAAAGGCGGAGCUGCGAGGAAGGCACUGGAUUUGGAGCCUAGAAGCGGUGCAUCGUAUGUUCUUUUGGCGAACAACUGCUUCCAAGUCGACUAG
This is a messenger RNA of Selaginella moellendorffii, 1758 nucleotides long. RefSeq names its product pentatricopeptide repeat-containing protein At4g02750-like. The record is from RefSeq and is a predicted model, not a curated record. Gene Ontology annotation, molecular function: protein binding. Bases 1 to 1758 code for a protein of 585 amino acids. NCBI's taxonomy places the organism in Eukaryota, Viridiplantae, Streptophyta, Lycopodiopsida, Selaginellales, Selaginellaceae. The transcript has a single exon.